Messenger RNA from Botrytis cinerea B05.10, 7670 nucleotides. RefSeq lists its product as hypothetical. The record is from RefSeq and is a predicted model, not a curated record. Lineage: Eukaryota; Fungi; Ascomycota; Leotiomycetes; Helotiales; Sclerotiniaceae. The transcript is spliced from 3 exons. The coding region runs from base 1252 to 7455 and encodes 2067 amino acids.
GAAAAAGUGAUCCGAAUGCACCACCCUUAGAGAAUUGGAAUUGGGAACUUGAUAACUUGAGAACGUGAAUAGGAGGAGGAUAGGUAUAGAUUAGGUUGAAAGAUAGAUAGACAGAUAGAUAGAUAUAAUAAUACUCUGAAUAAAUGAAUAAUUCAAACCAGCACGCAUACUGAUACAUUCAUCAAAUACUCUUUCCAAUAUUGUUAUUUGAAAAUUCAAGGACAACUCGGAGAGAUAUUAUUAUUAUUAUUAUUUGAAUGGGAUAAAGAUAGCAGUAUUUGAGAUUGGAGGUUAUAAAUUUUUGAUUUUUGGGGGUUUAUUUUUGAUUAUUGAUUUGAAUAAAGAAUUUGAAAGUAGUACGUACUGAUUCUUUGGUACACUGGGGGGGGGGGGUUUCUUUUUCUUCUUCGUUUAAAGUGUGUAUGGAGGGGAGGUUAUCAGGUCAGGAAACUUCACACUUCGCAGCGCGGGAAAACCUCGUGCCGAGAAAUUCGUCUCCCAUACCAUAGGUUAACCUUAACCUUAACCUUAACGCAAAUUACUGUAUCUUCAAUUCACAUCGCACAAUCCACUUCAUCCCCCCCCUCCAAAAAGGAUUGACUUCACGCUAUGAAAUAUUCUGAAAUUAUCAUCGACUGCGGAAUAUGGUCUAGACCUAGUUCAUUCCCUCGUGGCUAAGUGGCCUUGUGUACGGCCUGCUUCGAGUGGCAGUCGCGGAUCGUGAGGGAUGGAUGGAUGGAUGGAUGGAUGGAUGGAAUAGUUUUGAAGAUUUUCAGUGUGAUGUUUGGGAAGAGUACAGUGUUGUCUGUUCUCUGUUCACCGCGAUAUUUCGAUUCGGUACUUCUUCCAUUGAAGAUUAUUCAUGUGUAUAGAGAAACAAAUAAAUAAACAAACAAACAAACAUGCGAUCGUGGGUCUCGAAAUUCAUUGACGAGCGAAAACAAACUUUACCGCGCGCCAAGCUGAGUGCCGACCUCGAUUCAACCAUAACACGACCUUCAUAUUGGGGCGCUGCCGUCAAAUUCCUUGUUGGCUUGUAGAUUUUUUUUUUUGUGUGUGUCUCCACUCGGGAGGAAAUCGUGUAAGUGAGUUUCCGGUUCUAUUCAAUGUUUCUUAUGUUGGGUUUGCUUGUUGUUGGGCAAGUAUGCACUCUGAGGUUAGAUUUCUGUUUCUCUUUCUUUUCCUUCUGGUACUUCUUGUGUGACUUUUCUGUACAUUUGCGAUAUAUAUUUGAUUUCGAGGAUCUUUAAUAUGGAUAGAUCUAGGGGACGGGGGAGGCCAUUACCCGCUGAAGAUAGAAGAAAGGUUCCAGGCCCAGCAGGGACUAGGGAGAAUAUGCCUAUAGGUGUUGGUAAUCCAAGUCGUGAUCCUCGUGGACGGAUGGCAGAUCAGCGAACGAGACACGCAGACAAGAGGCAAGACGGGGAUAGAUAUCGGACUCGCAGCAAGCAAUUCUUCACCAAAGGUCGUGUGUUCAGCACGGUAUCGGAAAAUGGAGAUGGAUUAUCGAAUCAAAAAUUUCUUGUCAUAAGGGAACUCCAGGAAAGUCCGGAUGAUGCUGGAACUCAUUGUACAUGUCUCUCAGUGACGUCUUUGAGAAAAGACUUGGACUUGUCAGAAUGUGGGCUCCUUCAUGUCAGCUCAACUCAACCUCCAUCGAUAAGGGGAGUAAAAUUUAAACCCAUCCAAGUCGAUAUUGCGAGUGAUGCUCGAUUUGAUGCGCCCAUGUUGGUUAAUUACAUCCAGUUGUUCAAUGUGGAUACUAACUCGGAGGUGAACGAUAUUGGGAAACUACGAUCAGACUCUAUACAAGAUUUGAUGGAUAAUUUCAAAGAUUCCUUGUUUGAUUCGCCACAAGACAGAGAUGGGAGAAAUAAUAAGCACGGGAGAAGAAAAGGCAGGGGUGAAGAUGAGAGCUCACGCAAACCACAGAAUGGACAUAGAGAGCCUAAUAACCCUCAUUCAAAAGCACCAACAGCAUCCAACACGCGUUCUGCGCCCCCAAAUGCAUCUAGUUCUAGCUCUGUACCCAAUGGCGUGGAAGCUACCAGUAGGAGACCCAAAUUACGUAACUUGGAAGUAUCGGAAGAUGCCAAACGGCAAAAGCCAAAGGGGUCAUCUCACAAUUAUGAUGGGUUGGAAGAUGAUCCAAACUCCCCGACGAAAGCAAGGGAAGCAGAAACCAGGCGGUUACAGGAUGCUGGGAAUAAUCAACGAAGGGGUGGUCCUCUACCGGUCGACCAGCUUCGUGGUAACAAAGAUCGCCAUGAGAGAGAUAACCCUGCAAGACGAGGAGAAGAAGGGGAAAUGCCAAAGAGAUCUUCACGUGCGGAUAUGGAACACGGUAGGGGAGAUGAACGGACAGGUAGACCAGGGAUAAGUUCGUUACCACAUUCGCCUACGAAGCGAAAUAUGAAUCAUCGCAAGGAUGGCGACGGUAUCUCAAAAGCUUCUACGACUGGUGUCCCCGUUCCGAUUCCAAUGGGUGAUUCGUCGGAUAGAGGGAAGCAACGGGAUAGAAAUAAUCCAGGGGCCCCACGGGAGAAUCCAUCAUCGCGCAAAGAAGAUGCUCUUAGAAAAAAUGAUAACCUACGAAAAGACGAUGAUCAGCCUGGAAAUCCUCGAUCUCGUCCUCGAUCCCCUGACAGAGCAUUUAGAGAUGGGGGACAAGAGUACGGUUCAGAUUGGGAAGGAAAUGAUCCCGUUGAUGGACGACGUGGGCAAAAAGGAAGAGGUGCGCCACAGGAUGCAAGAAAUCUUCCACCGCCAACAGGGCGACGAGACGAUCCAACCGAUGGAACUUCUAGACGUGGUAUUCCUCCUGAUGAAAUUCGUGGUCGUCCUGGAGAUCCCAGAAAUGAGCGUUCCAUGCCAGGUAUUGACGUUAGAGGACGCCCGCUAGAUAGAACAGGACAUGAUCCCCGUGCCAUGUCCACCGAAACGAGUUUGCCAGGCAGAUCUCGACCCAACGGAUUACCUGGGCGCGACGGAAAAAUAAAUCCUGCCACUGGCGGUAGACUACCUGGUCGAGCACCUGAUCCUAGAUCCAUGUCAAAUUUUCCCCCAUCAUCUCGCUCAAAUGGACGGGAUCCUCAAUCGAAUCCAGGUGAUCGCCGUCAGAUGCGACCUCCAGGAAAUGGUGCUCCUGAUCGCUCAGAUCCCAGAUCAAGCAAUCGUCGUUCCAUAUCUCCACGGCGUGCUCCACCUCCAACUGGUUAUUCAAGACAGUUAGGAGGUGACGCACCGUCUAGAUCUCAACCACCGCCUUCUUCGCGUGGUAGAGGACCGCCAUCAUCAGGCGAUAGAGGAACCCCUGGGAGAGGAUCAUCUCCGUUGGGUGGUAGAGGAACACCUGGUAGAGAUAAUUCUCCUAGAAGAGAUUUACCACCGCUGAGUACUCCUGGUGGUAGAUCCCCGGGUGGCGGUCGAUCACCUAUGAGUGGUUCGUCGCCUAUGAGUGGUUCGUCGCCUAUGGGUGGUUCGUCGCCUAUGGGUGGUUCGUCGCCUAUGUCGAGAGGAUCUCCGGGUGGCGGAUACUCUGGUGGCAGUUCUCCAAUGAGUGGCAGUUCUCCUAUGAGUGGCAGUUCUUCAAUGGGUGGCGGUUCUCCCAUGGGUAGUCGUUCCCCUAUGCGUGGUUUAUCGCCCGUGUCGAGAAGACCUCCUGGUGGUAGACCUUCUGGUGGUAGAUCACAUAUGCGUGGUUCAUCACCUAUGUCGAGAAGACCUCCUGGUGGCAGACCUUCUGGUGGUAGAUCACAUAUACGUGGUUCAUCACCCAUGUCGAGAAGACCUCCUGGUGGUAGAUCGUCCGGUCCAUCAUCGCCUAUGUCAGGUGCGUCUUCAGUCAUGUCGCCCGGAGGAUCUCCUGGAGGCUCCCCUAUUGAUUCACCAAGCGGCUCAUCAGGAUCACCUGGAGGCUCACCUGGAAGCUCUCCUAUCAACUCACCAGGCGGCUCAUUAGGAUCUCCUGGGGGAUCACCUAUGGAAUCGCCUAGCCGGUCUCUGGGUAGCCGUCCGGAUUCUCCAUUGGACUCUCCAGUGGCUUCUCCAACAGGAUCUGAGAUGGAAUCUUCGAUAGGAUCACGAAGAGGUUCUACGGCAAGUGGAUCUUCUGCUGGUUCACCUCAAGAACGAUCUCCAACGGGAAGUUCUUCAUAUCGCUCACCAUUGGGCAGUGGACCUCCAAGUCCUGCAAUGUCCGGGAGGUCACGAUCACUAAGCCCUUCACCUCGCGGAAGCCUUCAAUCUGGUAGAUAUUCUCCAGGGCCGGGAUCCCCCAGGAGCCCUGGCUCUGAAGCUAGCCCUGGACCUGGUAAUGAAGGUGUCAGAAGAAGAAGCCCAAAAGGAAAGUCUAGAGGGCCUGCAAAUAAGGGACAACCACCUUCGAGUGGCGCUGAUAAUGAAGAGGCAAACUUAGUUGAUGAUGAUGAUGGAUGCGGAUGCUGUGAAAACGGCUUUCUUGCUUGGUGGAAGAGUGUUACAGAUUGGUGGAAUGGUGUUGGACAAGAAGAAUGGAUUCAGAUGGAAGAUCAGAAAAAUAAUGGGAAACAAAAUUCUGAACCGGAUCAAGACCAAGAUCUAGAAAAUGAAGAUUCAAAAUCAGUUACCAGUGGCGCAGAUCCUGGUAGUCCUUCAUCGAAGAAGGAUCCAUUCGAAGAUGGACAAGAUGACGAAAGCACUGCGGUUGGUUCGGAUGAGGGAAAUAGUGGUGAUGAUGAUACUGAUAGUGAAAGUGAGGAUGAAAGUGGUUCUGAUCAAGAUGGUUCCGAUCAAGAAGACUCUGAUGCUGAUGCUCGCUCGAAUUCAGAUGCAGAAUCCUAUCAGGAAAGUGAAGAUGAAACGGAGCUCGAUAAUUCUUCCGCCGCAGGUUCGAGGCGCUCAUCUACAGCAGUAGCUUCUGAGCUUGGUCAUCAAGACUCUGUUCACCAACCUGCCGAUAAUCAUUCUCAAAAUCCACCGGAUAUUGAGAAUCCUGCAAAUAACCAGUAUAUGGAAACUCCACAGGAUUCUUACAGCUAUCUUCCCAAUGACGAUCGCUCUUACAUGGGUCAACAAAAUUACGCACUUCCAAGUGGUCACCCAACCAAUCCAAGUGACAUGCCACCUCAAGAACUAGAUAGUGCAUAUCCAGUCGGCCAUUCCGCCAAAUCCACUGUAACAACCUUUCCCCCCAUCCCCGAAGAUGCAGCAGAACUAGCAACAGACAAUAGUGAGCCUCCAAACCCACCACCCUAUGCUCCCGUCCCCUCAACACCUCAACAACUUUCGCGACCUCGCUCUACUCGCUUCGAACUUGCUUGUGAACGUGAUCCAGUAGAAUUAGAAGUCCCUCUUACAACAACUACACGUGGAAAAUCUGAACUUUUCCUUCCACCAAGUUUGACGCCUGGUGUGGCUACUGCUCCCCAUAGUGCUUUUUCGCAAUUCUCAGCGAGAGUUGGUUCUAGAACACCUUCUCCAUUUCAUAAUCCUCCUAUGCCUCAAAUUCAAAGCUCUUGGGCUCCUCCACAACAGCAACAACAAUUCCCACCUUAUCAACCACAAGCUGCUAUUGGUCCUUCGCAACAACAAUCGCAACCUCAAGCUCAAUCUCAACCACAUUUACGAUCCGGAAUGAAUUAUGCGCCACAAGUUCCACAAGCCCCGCCUCCUACUUAUCCGGGUGCUCAGAGAUAUGAUGCGAGAGGGAACCAAUUUCAUGAGCAAGCCAUGAGACAACCCUCUCCACAUCAGCAGCAGGUUAGGGGUACCCCACCUCCUGUAGUACCGGUGAGGAGUGGAAUGAGACUGCCUAGUUUCCCACCGCCGUUGAAUUCCGCGAGAAAUGUGGGCGAGACUGGGAUAAGUUCUGGACAGGGUGGAAGAGAUGCACGAGUAGAGAAUGGGAAGCGAGGAGGUCAAGUUCCGAGAGACAAAGAUUCGAAAUCCCAAGGUCCAAAUCGAGGACAUCAGGAACCAAGAAAUCAAGGUCCAUCGUCUAGAAAUCAAAAACAACAAUAUGCGGAAAGUGAAUCAGAUUCACAGUCAGGUUCUGACUCGGAAUCAGAACCAGACUCAGAUUCGGAUGAUGAAUCAGGAAGUGAUGAUGAAUAUGGACAUAAUCGUCAAAGAGGUAUGCAUGAGGAAAUUGAUAGUGAUGAUGACAGUGAUAUUGAUAGUGGAUUUGGAACUUAUGAUGAUGAUUUACUUGGAAGAGAGGAUGACAUGCAAUCGAACUAUGGGGGUCCAGGGCCUCAAGGUCCGACUGGGAUGGAUCCUAGAGCGGGCACAGGAAACAUGCAAGUUCCUCCCCCUUCCGUGCAGGCAUCUGCUCCUGGAACUGUAGCAGCCCCAGCUCAAGCCCAUAUGAAUGCUAGAGGAGUAGCAGAAUUUAAUUAUGCGGCGCCAAAUCCUUACAUGGGGCAACAUCAGAUGCAAAUGCACAUGCCCCCGGAUCAAAACCAAUAUCAAAAUAGGCAACCUCAGAUUCCUGAGCCGGCAGCUGUACCGCAUAUACAGACGCAGAAUCCAUAUCAAAGACCAGGUAAAAUACAACAUAGUUAUCACAUGCCACCACAAGCUCCGGGAUAUAAUCAACAUAGUACACCGAAUGAUAUGUAUAACAAUUCUUACGGACGUCCUGAGGAACAACAGCGACAACAACAGCAGCAGCAGCAACAACAACAACAACAACAACAACAACAACAAGAACAACCAAAACAACCAAAACAACAGCAACCAGCGCCUCGCGCACUUCAACAAUCACAGAAAUUAGCCGAUAUACCAGAACAAUCUCGAAAACAUAAGCCUGAGACCCAAAAAUCUCAGCCACACAAAGUAGUGAAAGAAAGCAAAAAAGAUGUUCGCGGAGAGAAAAGACCAAAUGAGAAGAACAAUAAUGUCCAGAAACCUCUUGAGAACAAAUCGCGUAGGAAAGAACAACCUCCUGUACCUAUGAGUCCGGCAGAAUCAGCUUAUCCUCAAACUACUGAUGGAAUGAGCCCGAGUCCGUCAAGACAGUCACCUUUUGAGCAGGAAAAGGAGCAAGAGAUAAUGAGUGGGGAUGACGAUAGCGAAAGUGAAAGUGGUAGCGAUGAUGAGUCUGAACCGGAAGAUCUAGAGUCUGAUCCUGACUCUGAUGAUGAAGAAAGCGACGAGGAAGUAGGUGAAGAUGGAGAGAUGGAGAGUGAUACUGAAAGCUCAGCGCCUCCGUCUCCAUCUCCGGUCCAGGAAAAGAAAGAGAGAAAGAGAAGGGGAGAGGGCGAUAAGAGUAGAGGUGGAAGAGGAACAGAAAAAGGAAAGGGAAAGGAGAGAUCGGGAGGAGGGAACCAGGAUAGAAGGGGCGAAAGAGGCGGAAGAGAAAGAAACGGGAGAGGGAAAGAUAGAAGAGGGAGGGGGAGAGAAGAAGGUGAUGUUGGGGGGAAGUUGAAGAAAACUUGGGAUUUUUUGAAGAAGUUGGAUUAUCAUGAGAAGUGAAAGGGAGAGAUUUGGCAUGUUUGAUGUGCAUGUUGGGUUGGAUGAAUCUUGUAAUUUUUGUUUCUGUAAAUGAUGUAAUAUACCUUUUGUAUGGCUCUUUUGUUAUAUAAAAUUGCAUUUCCAAUGAGAUUCACACUAUAUAUAGACCUCAAAUCUACACUUCUGGAACAAUCAGUUGAGGAGAAAAUAUAACCGGUCAGCGUCUUUCUAGUCCA